AUUGGGUAAUCUUAGUCGGAAUCAUUAAUUUUUAAAUAUUUCGAACAUUUCUCAACAAUUUUCAACAGCUUCUAUCGGUGGUUUUUUAAUUAGCACUUUUUUACAAAAGCGGAGACAGUAUUGACAGUCUUAAACGUUAUAAUGAUUAGUCUAAUAAUAGAAAACUUUCAUGCAAGCUGUUCACGAAUAUUCAUCAGUCGGUCCAUAGGAACUAUGKUCGGUCGCUAUAGAAUCACAAAACAACAGCCAUAGUUUAGUGUCAGUCGAAAAGUUUCGGGAAUGGAACGUGUACAAAACAGUGAAUCCUCUUUGGACGAACUUUUGGAUCGGCUUACACAUGAAGAAGAGAGGCCUUCUGAAUCCUUCAAGACGGUUCAGUGUAUUUUAAAUGUGUUGCUAUCGGCAAUGGCUCGUUACUAUCCUCCUAUUUCCUUUCAGUCAAUUGACGAAARCAGCUUUUUUGUCGCUAAAAGCAGUACACGAUUUGAAAUUGUUGUUUGUCUUAAACACUUAAAAUCGGCUCAAGUGAGUGUGGAGGAAAGCAGUCUUCCUCUUGGUCUAGCAAUGGUGAGGAUACCCGACAUUUCGCAUGGGUAUAACGCAUGGAAGAACUUUUGCGUUCGUUCUCGAUUUGGAAAGGAGUACCUGUCUCCAAAUUUCCUUCGCUCAUCGAUCUCGAAGCUCCUAAGCAAGCUUGUUAAUGAUAUAGAGAAUGUGCGUCAUGAUUUUCAUAUCACAGAUGGCAUUAAAAUCGUGAAUAGAUCUACCGUAGAUUGCUUGUCGAUAGACAUUCACACCAGCAGUGUCUGUUAUAAUAUCGAUCUUCUUCCCGCUAUUGAGUGUGCUGGGGUGUGGCCCACGUGUGCGCGCAAUUGGCGCACGGUGAAAUCGUUUCUGCAGAGAGAAAAGACAAAACGAAUACUACAGUCAGGCGUCCACCUUAUAGCGAAACCCGCUCGAAUUGGYUUCCAUUGGAGAAUCUGGUUCAGCGUCGCAGAGGCGUUGAUGAUGCAAUUCGAUGAAUUCCCUUGUAAGAGACAAUCUUUACGACUUUUCAAGAAGGUGGUAUUUGGCCAUCUCGGCUGUGUGUUUUUGAGUUCAUAUCAUCUUUAUACAAUCCUUUUGCAUGAGAGUGGGCGGUUUCCAGAGCAGGAGCAAUGGUGUUAUUCUCAGCUUCACCAACGUGUAAGAGGCCUUUUACUUCGACUGUACCASUGUCUCACAACAGCAUACUGUCAACAUUUUUUCAUUACGUCGCUGAAUCUUUUCCGAGGAAUKAGCAGCAGUGCGCUGGAAGAAUUUGCAAAGCGAUUGAAGGAAUUAUUAUCCAACSAUGAAAAACUUGAUGAAAAAGACGGCGAUUCAUCUACAGCAAGAGUAUGUGUGUAUGAGACUAACCUUACAUCUAGUGAAAUCACCGUCAAUACUACCUGGUUUUAGUUGUUUAAAGUAACAAUGCAAUGAACUACGCAUCUCUCUGACCUCUCAUUGCUGUCGAAAAGAAAGGGAUAAUACCAAUCCAAUGUUGAACUAUAAGUGUUGUUUAUAGAACGAGAGUGCGUGUUUAAUCGGGAUAUUUAGAUUCGAGCCGCAAGCGAGAAUCUAUAAACCCGAUAAAACACGCACUCGAGUCCAGAACUUGUUAUCAUUUUAGAAAAAAGMUAAAAAAUGCGAAAACAGUGAUUAUGCAUAUUGAACUUCUCUUGAGUAUGUGCAUGUGCCACARUUGAAAGAAUUUUGAUGCCACACGAAAGAACGGCUAGUCUAGCUAUAGUGCAUGUCGGCGCAUUGAUUCAAACUGAUUUAAAACCUAGCAAAGGUCUAU
This is a messenger RNA of Exaiptasia diaphana, 1825 nucleotides long. RefSeq names its product protein mab-21-like 2. The transcript has a single exon. Lineage: Eukaryota; Metazoa; Cnidaria; Anthozoa; Actiniaria; Aiptasiidae. The record is from RefSeq and is a predicted model, not a curated record. Bases 280 to 1440 code for a protein of 386 amino acids.